Molecule: messenger RNA, 6376 nt
Organism: Carassius gibelio (silver crucian carp)
Lineage: Eukaryota; Metazoa; Chordata; Actinopteri; Cypriniformes; Cyprinidae
Gene: rfx3
Product: regulatory factor X, 3 (influences HLA class II expression)
Exons: 18
Coding region: 944-3235 (763 amino acids)
Biological process (GO): regulation of transcription by RNA polymerase II
Cellular component (GO): nucleus
Molecular function (GO): RNA polymerase II cis-regulatory region sequence-specific DNA binding; DNA-binding transcription factor activity, RNA polymerase II-specific
Source: RefSeq, a predicted model, not a curated record
UGUGUGUGUGUUGUGGAGCUUUAAUUGGGUGUCGAUCUGCUGCUGCUGCUGCUUCAUUCUGCUUCAAUCCAGAUGUUUCUCCUCCCAAUCUGCUUUCACUCAUUCACCCUAAACCUUACUAAACGACAUCUGUCUGGGUCUGAAUAGCGUUCACGAACAUCGUCUGUGAGACCAAACAGCGGGAAACGCGAUGAAAACGGUGUUUAAUCGAAGCGCCGCGUCAUUUUCUCUCGAAGCAGGUGUUGCUAAGCGGCUAGCGUUAGCAUCGUGAGGACGAAUGGAGCGAUUGUUUACUAUUUCGCCUUCAAAAUCACAUCGUUCUGGAUGCUUUUUCAUGUUUUUAGUCGUUAAACGCGCUUUAGUUGUGUUUAACAUGCAUAUCCAAGUAAUUUCAGUAGCUGGGUGCUGCAUUAUCUUUAACCUCUGACGCUCGUUUGUAAUGAAAGCGAACGGAUUUUCUCCUCACCGAAGUGUUUGUGUAUUUGUUUUCUUCUGAUAAAUGCUGCUGGAGGAUUUAAAGUGUGCUUCUGUGUAAUAUAAUGUCGCACAUGUAGAUUAUCUGUCUGUCUUCUAUUGUUAUAAAGCUGCUAAGCUAUUGGCCCUCAGCCCUCUGGGGCCGCGUCUCAAAACCCAGUGUGCUCCCUACAUAGUGCUCCCUACAUGGUGCUCCAGAGGCAUCCUUGGACAAAAACAAGUGGGCUGGCUAUCUUAAACCUCAUUUUUGAGCAGCUGUCUCUGUCUAGAUCUGGUUAUUUGCACAUUCAUUGACUUAUUCGUGUCUAUGUCACUGGUUGAAUCAAAACAUCUUUUGAUAUUAUGAUUUGUAGUUUAUCUAGUUGUUUGGCUUUAUGCUUCUUACAUUGGAUAAAUGAGGAAAUGCAGGGAAGCUCACGGGAUUAAAGUCUGUGUUUGAGGAAAACAUUCCAGGAUUUUUCUCCAUAUAAUGGACUUCAAUGGGAACCAGCGGGUUGAAGGCGCCAUGCAGACCCCAGAGGCAGGCGCGGACUCCACGUCCAGCGUGCCGCUCCAGACCAGCGUGCCUGCGGUCAGUGCCCAGCAGGGGGCGUCUCAGGUGCCCGUCCAGCAACAGGCGCAGACUGUUCAACAGGUCCAGCAUGUGUAUCAAACACAGGUGCAGUACGUUCAGGAGGAAAACAACGCCGUUUACACCAACGGGACCAUACGGACGUAUUCAUACUCAGAACCGCAGCUGUACAACCAGAACAGCAGUGGGAACUACUUCGACACGCAGGGCAGCUCGGCUCAGGUGAGCUCUCACAGUUUGACCAACAACGGGAACGGUGCUCUGGCCAUGGGGCUGUCAGGAGGACAGAUCAUCAGCAGCUCAGGAGCCUAUCUGAUUGGAGGAAACUCCAUGGAUGGCUCCGCCCCUCACAGCACGGCUCAGACCACUAGAGCCUCCCCCGCCACGAUUGAAAUGGCGAUUGAGACGCUCCAAAAGUCUGAAGGUUUGUCCAGUCAGAGAAGUUCGCUGCUCAACAGCCAUCUGCAAUGGCUCCUGGAUAAUUACGAGACAGCGGAGGGCGUGAGUCUGCCACGCUCCACUCUCUACAAUCACUACCUGCGCCACUGUCAGGAGCAGAAGCUGGAUCCGGUCAACGCUGCGUCUUUCGGGAAGCUCAUCCGCUCCAUCUUCAUGGGGCUGCGCACACGCCGCUUGGGCACCCGAGGGAACUCUAAAUAUCACUAUUACGGGAUUCGUGUGAAGCCGGACUCUCCUCUGAACCGGUUGCAGGAGGACAUGCAGUACAUGGCAUUGAGACAGCAGCCCGUCCAGCAGAAGCAGAGAUUCAAGCCAGUACAGAAGUUGGAUGGCGUUUCUGGGGAGAACUUCUCCACCGGGGGGCAGCACACACCUAACGCUGCGGAGCAGACGUUCAUCGCUCAAAGCCAGCACCAUCAGCAGUUCCUGGACGGGUCCAGAGCUCUGCCAGAGUUCGUCGAACUUGACCUCGGAGAGCCUGUGGAAGGCGUCGGACCCGAAGACGUCAAAGCCCUUCAGACGCUGUACAGAGAGCACUGCGAGGCCAUUUUGGACGUAGUGGUGAACCUUCAGUUCAAUCUCAUCGAGAACCUGUGGCAGACUUUCUGGCGCUAUUCUCCCUCCAGCUCCAUGGAGGGCGUCACCAUCACUGAAAACAGUGGUUUGAGCGAGAUCGAGGGCCGCCUGCCGCGGAGCACACUGAUUCUUCUCUGCAGAAACGAGGCAGUGCUCAAGUGGAUGAACACCUGUGAUCACCUGAUGUACCAGGCCCUCGUGGAGAUCCUCAUCCCUGAUGUUCUGAGACCCAUUCCUAGUGCCUUGACUCAAGCCAUCCGUAAUUUUGCCAAAAGCCUUGAGGGCUGGCUCACCAACGCCAUGAGCAGCAUCCCUCAGAGGAUGAUCCAGACCAAGGUUUCCGCUGUUAGUGCCUUCGCUCAGACGCUCCGCAGAUACACGUCUCUGAAUCAUCUGGCGCAGGCGGCCCGUGCAGUGCUGCAGAACACCUCCCAGAUCAACCAGAUGCUCAGCGAUCUCAACCGGGUCGACUUUGCCAAUGUUCAGGAGCAGGCCUCGUGGGUGUGCCAGUGUGAAGAGGGCGUAGUUCAACGCCUCGAGCAGGACUUCAAGGCCACCCUCCAGCAGCAGAGCUCUUUGGAACAGUGGGCAGCUUGGCUGGACAACGUGGUCACUCAAAUACUCAAGCCGUACGAGGAUAAACCAUCCCUCCCCAAAGCUGCACGCCAGUUCCUGCUCAAGUGGUCCUUCUACAGCUCUAUGGUCAUCAGAGACCUGACCCUCCGCAGCGCGGCGAGUUUCGGCUCGUUCCACUUGAUCCGGCUGCUGUACGACGAGUACAUGUUCUAUCUGGUGGAGCACCGCGUCGCACAGGCCACAGGAGAAACGCCCAUCGGCGUUAUGGGAGAGUUUCAGGACCUGAAUACCAUGUCACCUGCCAACAUCGACAAAGACGAGGUGAGCGAGAUGGACAGUGAUCUGGACGAGGAGAUGGAGGAGUCUGACGAGCCUCUGGCCAAGCGGGAGAAAGCGGAGACGGAGGUCAUCCAGGUGUUGCAGGUGGGAGCCGUGGAGGACGGCAGCGGCGCGGUGGUGAGCGUGGUUCAGUCCAGCAUGCUCAGCACUUUACCCUCGACCGAGCACAUCCUCAGCUCGAGCGGAACCAGCACCAUCCGCCACUGCGGCAGUGUGGGAAACACAUACGCCUCGGUCUGAAAGCACGUCCGUUUCGCUCUUAUCCCCCAUGAGCGCUUUCUAUCUCUUUCAGUACCAUGUCUCCAAGACAUCUAUUCUUAAAAGCGAAAAUGGAUCUCCACGACAGCUCCAGCGAGCUAUUAAAUCAACUUUAUGAUGUGAUGGGAUGCUGAUUGUAAAGUUUAAAGCCCUGAUGUUAGUAGAAAGCAUUAUUGGAUGACCCAGAACUCAAAUCCAAGCCACUAGCUCCACCAGGGACACCAUUCGCCUAGUUGAUAUUUAUCACUUCUCUAUUACUGUACUGGUUAUUGUUUACGGUUUGGUUUAGAACAUUGUAAUUGGCCAAAUGUUGCGUGCUGUUUGGUUAGGGAGUGGAAAGUCUCGCUGUGUGUAAUCGAAGCGGGCUAGACGAGUGUUUCCAAAUGCCUUCUGUUAGUAGAUUUAGUCGUGUGGUAGCUCGAGUUUUUCGUUGUACAUAUAUGCUGCAUGUGCGAACUGUAUUGUGGGUCUUUUUCUUUUUACUAAUUGGACCAAAAACACAAGUGUGAGAGACAACAGGGCCAUUUCGAAGCUUUGCUGCUUCGGUGCGAUGUUGCAGAACAGAGCGAAUGUCAGGGAUUUUAUGUACCUCGGGUUCAUCUUAGUGCCUUAACCCAAACAACAGCUUUUCAUUUCGUCUGAACCGGUGAAGCGACACCGAAGAGGCCACUUGUGUUUGUACUGUAACCCACACCGCCAGAGAAUAUUCAUAGUAGACAUCUGCCACCCAGUUCAUCACGGUGGACACGUGGCUGGAUUUGUGAUCUGACACUGAGCACCUACAUGAAAAUUCAGGGUCAUGGUUUGCUAAAACGUGUCUGUUGCUCACUUACUGCUCCCUAUCUAACGUCAAGGCCCGUUCGCUCCUUCGCCUCUGGAAUCAGGUGAAGUUGUGUGAGCGAAAGCGUGGAUUUGGCCGAGUUGUUUUGUCGUGGUGUGUUUUGCGUCACCCUACCUCACGCCGGCGUUGCCGGUCUUACUCACAAGUCCUGAUGGGAUUGUGUCUCUUCUUUGCUGACCCACAUGUUCUUGUUUUAAGUUCACAUCAGCUGCCCUCCAACAUCGCGAUUGGUGGACCAAAAGUUGAUAAAGAGUUUAAACAUUGGGUCCUGUUCACAAACAAGCAGAUUUUACAUUUACGUAAAUUGUACUACUGAUUUUACCAACCAUUCAUUUCAUGCAGGAGACCUUUGAUUUUAUAAUUUUUCUUAAUCUUCUGCAUGAAAAGAUGAUGGAGUUUAGAGAGUUUGUUUAAUUACUGUGAAAUGACAAAUGUUAAAUCCUCUUCUGGAGAUCACAGCAUAUAUGUUCAUGUAAAGUUGAGGAUGAACUCUGCUGUUUGGUUUCAGAUUGGUGCGACUAACUAAUGGAUAAUUUUUGUACUUGACCUGUCAAUUGCUGUACUAUUGUGGAAAACACUGGAAAAUUGUAGUUUGAAAACUAAAAAGCAUUAUUUUCUUCACUACUGACGUUAUUUUAAAUGAAUGACUGUGUGCGCCGAAGCGGUUUCAUGCAUCUUUUUAAUCGAUAUGUAUUAUCUUAAUUUUAAUUCAUGUUUAAACCAUCCUGAUCGUUACCGCUCACUUGAAGAGAUCCCGUCUGACGUGUCCAAUUUUCUGAUAAUCGUGAUGUUGAUUUAUAUUUAUGUGUGCAAUCUGUGAAAGUCACCUUUUUAAGCGUAACACCCAGUUAUUAAAGAUUUUCUACAGCUGGAGAAUUAUUUCUGAGAUUACAUAAUUUACUCAUUAUGGUUUUUGUACUUGCGAGUUGGAAGAUUUUUCGUUUUCGUUUCCUACAGAAGAGCUUUGGUUUGGUUUGUUUUCCUUCUGUCCUCGUGCCUGGACUACAGACAGCUCUUCACUAUUGGAUAGAUGUGUUGAUCGUGUGCGAUGACUCGACUCAAAGUGCUUUUGGUCUUGCAUGCCUUUUCUCGUGCUGCUAGAAUAUCAUGAGUUCGCUUUCGGACAGCGUGCCAGAAAGUAUAGAACAGUUCAUUGCGUUAAUUUCAAACCACAUGCCUGUUUCGACUCUAACUUUGCCAAAACGGAGGGGUUCACAUACUUUUGAUUCGGAAAGUCUACUCUGUUGCAUUGUUUUGUUUUGUUCUUUUCUGACCAAGACACUAAUAUUUAAAUGGAAAUCCUCAAUGGACGUUUGCAACCUUUCUCUGGAUAUCAAUGCAAAGACGCUUCUGAUAUCAACAUAUCAAGCGCUGAGGAGCGUGAAGACAAGACUAGAGACUUCAGUGCCUUUGACUUCUCCAAGACCUCCAGAACCAGUACAAGCCAACGCAUGGCUGGACGUCUCCCAAAAACACCACUCACCUUUGACACAUAUGCAGUUUAAAGGCACCCAAACUGAUUCAACUUCUGAUGAAACGAUGACAUGAACAGAACUCUAUUGGGAUUCCACCAAUACGAGCACUGCACUAUAAGUGUCAUCAUGAGGGGUUUUGCUUUUGGUUUACUUCUAUUGUACGUAGAGUGACAUGCUUGGUUUCUAUGUCGUCUUAUUUUAGGAGUUUUUCAGAAUAUAUUUAAGUGCCAUUUGACUGUUUACGUAGUGAGUCGUGGCCUGCUGUAGCGCGUUCAAAUGCAAGCACAAGCAUCGUGGUACUCAGAACUGAAAUCCUAGAUGUAAAUAUUCAGAUAAAAAUGGAAGGAUAUUUAUUUACAGUCCCUUACAUCAAGCAGUUUAAUAACAGAUGUGCUUUGAAAGUGUAAAUUGUGAUAUUUCCCCCCAUCUCUCACGCUCUCUUUAUCGUUUUGGAUGAUGUAACUUACAUAUACAGUACAUUUUUUCUUUUUUGUGUGUUGUUUCAAUUUACCUCUUAGUAAAUUAUAUCUUCUUGAAAAUUGGUAAAAGCUGACUAAUAAGUGUAGAGUGAUUUGUAUUGUGUAUUUUACAUGAAGGAUAACAAAACCCGGGGAACUUUUAUAUUUAUAAAAUGAUAUAUUAACAUUUAGUGUGUCGAUAUGAGGAAAAUAUAGGAAUUAUCCAAGACACAUGUAGUUUGUUUUUUCUGAAUAUUUCAGACUUGAGCUCAGGCUAGCUUAUUAGUGUCGUUUUCUUAAAUUCGUGGCUUGUCUUUCAAUUAAUAAAUCUUUUCUUGUUGAAACGAGA